UUCCUAAGAUAAACUGAAAGUUCCGAGAUUUAAUUUAAUUAAUCUCAAUUAUUAGCUGUCUCCUUGUCGUUGUAUUAAGUUACUUAUUAUGCAGGAUUAAUCUAUUUUUUGUUAUUAACGGUUUCGUCGAGUAAUUUCAGUGAAUCUGAUCAUUGUUGUGCUGGAAGUUAAAUUCACAAAUUCUUCCCCUCAUUAUGCAAAAAGUCAAUUAAGUACAUUCUUACAUUUUAACCUCUGUCAAUAUUUUAUCCUAUGUUAAAGUACAAAUCAGAUUUAUUAUCUGAGGAUUACAUUUUAUCAGUGACUGUAAUGAAAUUUUAGACUUUUUAACUCAAAUUUUACCCAAGUUUUUCUUCUUUUUUUAUAUCUUAUCCAUUCAUGAUUUUAUAAUGGUUAAAGUUUGAUUUUUGACAAAUUUGAAAUCUGCACCCUUAAGUCUCAUUAUGGCCCAAAUGAAUGAGCUAUUUUUGCUGAAAAAGUACUUCGGUCAUGUUGAAACUCAGCAAGAUGAACACAUAACGGAAUAUAAAGCUUUCUUACAAAACUUGGUGGAGUCAGCCGACCCAACAGAUGAGCUGCCUGUUAGAGUUCCGCCAUUUCGUUUCUCUUCUUUGGAGAUUCCUGGAGCAGUCAUCAAUUGGGCCAAGCAGUAUUUGGAAGCCAGGAACUGUCCAGCUGCCAUUCUAACACCUUUAAUUCGGAAAGUAUUCAAGAGUGUUUUUGAAUCAUCAGAAGAUGUUGUAGAUGCAUCGCAACCUCUCAACUCAAUCAAGUUUAGCCAGAGUGUUAUCAAGCAGCUUGUUAAAGUGUGCGAGGAAUAUUCAUUGAACGAUGAUCUUUUACGAGAGCUGCCUCCGCCUGCUGAGCUGUCUUUUCCAGUCUCGAAACAUGCAUUCAAAAACAGCAGACGAACUAUGGAGGAUCGAUUUUGCGUUGUCGAAGAUUUGAAUGGAUUAUUUGGUCUCAAAGAUCCAGGGAGCAUAAGUUUUUAUGCUGUUUAUGAUGGUCACGCUGGAAUCGAUGCUGCAGAGUACUCUGCAGCCUAUCUUCAUCAGUAUUUAACGGAAAGUCCAAAUUAUCCUCAUGAUCUGAAGGCAGCACUGCGAGAUGCUUUCCUGAAAACAGAUGAAUGUGUCCUUCAGAUUCCUAGGAGUAGUGGUACUACUGCAGUUUGUGCUGUUGUGGACCAUCAAGACAGCAUGCUGCAUGUUGCAUGGGCUGGUGACUCAGAGGCUGUUAUUUCUAUGAAUGGAAAAGCUAUGCAACUCGUCAACCCUCACAGAGCAAGCAGGCCUGAUGAAGUGGAAAGAGUGACAAAAGCUGGUGGUGAGGUCUUAUACUAUGACAUGUGUUGGCGCAUCAAAGGAAGGCUGGCAGUUUCUCGAGCAAUCGGGGACAAGUCUUGUAAGCCUCACGUAUGUGCCGAUCCUGAUUUUAAUUCCGUCGCAUUGGAUGGGACCGAAGAAUUCCUGAUUUUGGGCUCUGAUGGGCUAUGGGAUGCUCUGUCUCCAGAUGUUGCAGUCAAAAACAUCCUUAUUGAUCUGCUUAAUGGAAAAGAUCCCGAGCGAGCAGCAGAGGCGCUGGUGCAUCUAGCGAAGAAGGACUCGAAGGACAACAUAACCGCGGUAGUGGUGUUCCUGCGGCCGCCCGAAGUGAUCGCGCAGUCGCACUCGCUCAAGUCGCUGGCCCAGCGCAGCGGGGCACCCGCCGCCUCCGCCCACGCCCAGGCCCCCGCAACCGCCACAAUGGACCAGGAAGCCCUCUUCGGCAACAGCAAUGGCAACGGACCCAACGGCAACAUGUUCGCCUCCAACGGCUGCGCCUUCCGAUCCCCGUGCGAAUUCGACUCCGACUUCGGCCCCGAGACCAACGUCGACUUCGGCGAGGCCGUCAACGGCACCAACGCACACCACCCUAUGAUUAUUCCAGACAUCAAAUCAUUGAAAGAAGAAAAGAAGUUGAAAUUGGAACGGGACUCUGAGGAGGACGAUGAUGAUGAUGAUGAAGAUGAAAGAUGGGAUUAUACCAAAGGAGAUGUAAAAAUAGAAGAUGCCUCUAGUCACAACGAUUUGAAUAAUCAUUUUGAUAAUCUGGAUCAUGCUCUGAACCCUAAUGCUGCAGAAUUUGUGCCUACUUCUCCGGUCGAGAAGAGUUCCUCAGUCUCGGAAACAAAUCCUGGACUUACAAAUAAUGUGCCUUUCUCCCCUGAUGCAUGCAAGUCUGCAUUCUUCGAAAACUCUGUCUGUGAUUUAAAAAAUACAAAUUACGAGCCUACCAAUGGAUUUGGAAAUGACACCACCCAUACAAACAACUUCGAAGGGACCAAAGAAGUAGACUGUCUUGCAGAAGGAGACAAAAACUUACUGCUUCAGAAUCACAUCGAUGAGCUUUCAACCGGUAUCUCCAGCGAGGCACCACUAUCAAACUCUCUUUCCUCGACCAUUGCAAAUGCAAACGAAACGAGAAACUCCGCCUUCACCUCCGCUCUAGAAGACUUCUCUACGGAUGGCUUGUGCAAUAUUAGUGGUCUUUCCAACAUAUCAGCUGAAAAAUCGGACGACUUUUUAGACCCAGACGAUAAUUCAAAGUUCAACAAUUUAGAGUACUCUGCAAUAUCCCCAGAAAAGCCACAUGAAUUCUCUCUCCUUGAAAGUGCAUCAAAUCAAACCAAUGAAUUGAAAGAUCAUGAACAAACGGUGGAUGCUGAUCCAUUUAACCUGGAAAUACAACCAAAUUCUGAAUCAUUUAAUUCCUCAGAAACUCCCAAGAAUGCAGGUGAAGCACAAAAUCCUUUUGCUACUGAAGGAGGCUUUGAGUGUCGAAAAGAUAAUUUCAGCCAUCUAAAAGGCACGUUAGAGUUUUCACCAGACACAGUGCCUCUUGAAUGUAAAGAGGAAUCUAAGGCGGAACUGGCGUUUUCGCCGGACGUAGUCGUAGAAUCUAAAGAGGAAGAAUUAGAAGCGGUUAAAAAGAGUGACUCUGUGUUUUCAUCAUCUACUGAUAUCCCUACGGAGCAACAUGCUGGUCCAACGGAAGAGUCUGGACCGCAUGAUUUUGUUGAAAGUUUUGGAAACACAGAGGAACCUGAGAAAAAACAGCCAAGUUUUGAUUUUGAAAUGAAGAGUGAACCGGUUGUUGUAGAAAGUAAAACUGAAUUAACAGAGCCACGGUUUGAUUUUGAAAUGAAGAGUGAACCGGUUGUUGUAGAAAGUAGGACUGAAUUAACAGAUCCUUUUGAUAUUCCAGUCAAGACCGAAGAGAUCAGCCCUGCACCACCUGGCUAUUCCAAUGAAAUCAGCUCAGCUCAAGAUUUUUUCAGCUCAAACACGGAGCAAAAUUCUGCACAAGAUUUUACGGAAACAAACAACAUAAGCGAUAACUUACAAAAGCCUGAAGAGGAUGUCACGAAGGAUGCAUGCGUGAAUCCAUUCAUAGAUAGUAUCACUCCAAAGCAAGAAAGCGAAAUUGUCUCGAAUUUGACUCCUAUUCCACCAGAAACUCUGGACCAGCUCGAUAGAGUUAUUGAAGUCUCUGAUAAUUUUGCAUUUGAAGACUCGGCACCUAAGACUGAGGAGGUCAAACCAACAGAAGACUUGGUGACUUAUGAAGGAAAACCAGAGCCAGCUGAACCGGAAAAAAUUGUGGAAAAUCCAUUCUCAGAUCAAAUUAGCGGUAUUUCAGAGAGCAUCGAAAACCUACAUUUGACAGAGAGUUCUUUUGCUGCACCACCUUCACCUCCAGCAUCAGAAGUUUCCAAGGCCGAAGCAGAAAAUGUAGGCAUUCAAGACGACCAGGCACUAAUCGCUGAUUUGACCGUCAAUGAAGAAUUUUCAAAUGCAGAGGAUGUAGUCAACAAACUAACGGAAGAAUUUGAGAAAUCUUUCGAACAAUCAGAGCCUGUAACCAGCACGCCAUUCCCAUCCUCAGCUAAAGUUGCAGCUGUUGGAGCUGCUGCAGUCGCGGCGGUAGCAGCGGCUGGAGUAGCCGCAGGAGCUUCGGACACGAAAAAAUCAAGUGCGCCCAAACCCGCAACGUCAAAACCAUCUGUCGCAAAGUCAAAGCCAACAACGAAGCCUACCACGAGCACCCAACCCACUCCUAAAUCCCCGGCUCCGAAGAAACCAGUUCCAUCCAAAGCCUCCCCUGCCAAAACAUCGGUAGCAGCAAAAGCAGCACCCUCUACACUUCUCAAAUCAAAAGUUAGCACAACAACUACUGCUGCUCCUGCAGCCGCAGCUAAGAAGCCUGCAGCCACUUCCACACUUAAACCUAGAGUUCCAUUAUCUUCUCGACCAGCGUCCAGCACAAGCACUACAAAACCGCCAACUACUAGACCAACAACGGCCACAAAACCAGCACCCAAACCUCUAACUAAUGGUGUUGCCUCACGAACAACAACAUCAACGCUUCCCAAAAGGCCAGCAACAGCUCCGGCUGCCACUAGAGCCUCUACUGCUACAGCUACAACUAAAGCAGCUCCAAGACCGACGCCGCGAACCGUAGCUGCACCCAGAACGACCGCUGCAAGACCAGCUCCCAGCACCGCCAAGUCCACUGUGCCUGCGCGCCCUGCCGCUCCUGUUGCACAAAGGCGACCCAUCAGUAUUCCUUCAAAAACACUAGACAAAAAAGAACCAGCUAAACCCUCUACCUUGACAGCUCGAACAACGCUGGCCACAAGGAAAGUAGAUCCAAAGAAAGCUGCCCCUGCAACUACCGCUACCAGUCCGCAAAAACCACUUCCAAUCAGGCGACCCCAGCCAAAAACAAAUCAAACCGAGGUGAAGAAGGAGACGGUCGUUGAAAAUGGAAUGGAUACGAAAGAAAACUCAACGUCUUAAAAAUUGAACGUUGUUUUAUAUUGUUUUGAUAUUGGAACCCUUCUUUUUUUAAAUUUCCCCCUCCCCAAUUGUUUUUUACUUUUAAAGUUGAUUUGUAGAAUUUAUAUCGCAACAAUUUUAAGCACUGAGGACCCGCCCGUCAGGGCUCCAAAAAUACCUUCAGUAGUGCUCGUUCACUUCUUCCUUUAAGAGGGUCAACUUUAUUCUCUAUGCAGUCACGUUUACAAUUGAUUUUUCUAGGGGAUCAUAUGAGAUAAUUUUCAACUUUGUUUUUGUUCCUUAUUCAAUUCCAAACAUUUUGUACUCUAGAAAAUUCCAGAACAGAUUAAAUCUGGCCCCUGUCAUCUUAUUCAAACGUACUCUCUUCUCUGAGACCUGAUAAAUACUUAAAUUUCAUCUGUUUGUUCUUUAAAAGGUUGUGACCUCAUUUCAGCAGCAUAUCUUGUAUUGAUUAGAAACAGUGGCAAUAUGGUCAGCAAAAGGCAAGCGUGGCAUAUAUAUUACGACUUGCACAGGAAGGAAAUGUAUCUGUUGCCACCAGUUAAUUUAAAGUUAGUUGUUAUUUUCUAAGACCCAAUGAAUGUCGAUCUGUUUACUUUGCAAUGCUGGUAAAAUUGCAUCAAGUAUCUUGCUAGAUGAAUAGUUUAGUGGCUGACAUCUGUUUCUUUGAACCCUCAUUCAACCUAAUUUUCUUGUAAACGUGGUCUUCACAGAAUCAUCCUAACCCCUAUUUUAAAUAUGUUGAUAGCAUUUAUAAUUUAUUUUUAUUUAUUUCCUAAUGGUGCAUGAGUGUAUUCUUCUGUUUCGUACAGGAAUCCUAAGUAGAGUCGUGGAAAUUUCUGGAUUCUCCCCAUAGUCUUUCAAUUUUUGCGUGCGGAUCUUACCGUACAGAGAUUAGACUCCACACGAUGAAAAUUGACUACACUUUCUGGAAGAAUUUCCUCGUUUCUAAUCAUAGCUUAUUUUAUGCAAUUUGUAUAUUUUGAAAUCCAAAGAACUUACUCCUUGUGCCUGCUAGCAGGUCAGUUUCUAUUCAGAAUGUAUCUUCGAAGCCAUUGAUCAGAGUUCUAGAAUGAGACUAUAAUUUCUUUAGAAUAUAACGCUUGCUAUCUUUUAGUCUAGAGCAGGUGAGGUUUAAAUCUGAAAUCAAAUCGUGUCAGGGUUGCACCAGUAUCAAGGAAAAAUCUAUAGUCUACCAAUUAGAGUGAAAACUGUAUGUUUAGCCUGUUCAACUUUUUAAACGCUGAAAUUGAAAAUGUUCUUUCCCCUAUGAGAAACAAGUUCUAGUAAAUGCUUCAUCUUAUGUCUAUGAGCGUAUUUUUAAUUUUUUUAAGUACAUUGUUGAACGCCUUUUAAAGUGCACUUUUAAUCAGGUAAACUACAAAUAACCUACUCAGUUGCUAAGCUCAGACCCUGCAUUGGUUUUUUCCCCUCUUUUUACGCCUCCUAUGAAGUACUUAAAAGAGAAACUUAACAUUGUGGAACCGAGCUUUGUGAUUCAAAAUUCCAAAGGAUUUUAUCUUCAUCCAUCUUGUGAAUUAUAUAGACUAAUGUCUAACAACAAGAGUGUAAUUUUUUGAAAGAAACAUAGAAACCUAAGUAAACUAUCGCUUUCUAACAUGUAAUGAAAGAAUUCGAGUAGUCAACUUUUCCUCGUCUCUAAUAAUAUUUGAGAACUGUACCAAUGAAUCAGCUUUUAAAUAUAAUGAAAUUACUUUUCUCAGUAUCCUCGUGUUCCCUCAGCAAGUCUCAAGGUUCAGAGAUUUUCUCCCUUAGGCCAACUUCUGCUGAAGUUCUGCUGCACUAGUUAAGCAAAAUUGAAAAUUAGUCAAAAGUAGUUUGAGCUGUUGAAGGUGGUUCACCAACUACCGUCAAAUUUACCAGGUAUUCUGAAAUCACCAAAAAAGGAAACUAAGGCACUUCAAAUGAGAUUGGUAACAUCUUUGGGCUUCUUUCAGCUAGGUCAAAAUUAGUUUGUUCAACCCAAUGUUGUCAGUAAUUAACGCAUGUAAAUGAAGCUUCAAGCAAAAUUUUACUCUUAGUUUUGGUAUGAAAAACCUGAUUUUCCACUUUUUUGUAUUUGUUCGACAAGAAACUUUUGGCCAUACUUUUGUCUUAGCCUAAGUCUCCCGUCACAAGCCAAGAGGCUAGUAGGGGGAGAAUUGUAUUUAAGUUGAAAUUGCGAAAUAAUUGGAAUUAAGCAUGAAUAUAUAUUAAUUGUUGAUCCUCAAUUGAAAACUUAGCUAUGUCUUACAUAAUUGGUUUUGAGUUCUCCGCUCCUCUUUUGUUUUUUUAUCUCUUUUUUGGCAGAAGAGUAGAAUUCUGAUUUCAAGAAGCAUUAUUCUAAAUUCAGUAUUAUUCCAUGAAUGGCUCAAUGACUGUAUUGAAAGUAGAAACAGAAAUAAUAAUAGUAUCUUAUUGUAAACAAUUUGAACAGAGUAAGAUGUAAACUACAGAUAUUGUUCGAAGCUGUCAGUUUCUCUUCAGCCUGACUGCGUAGUAGUCAAUUUUUUUAUUCCUUGUCUAUAAAUUUUAAAUUUUUUAUAUUGUCUCUGUUUUUCUACGUUGCUUAACAAUUUUAAAUUUUACUAGACUUUACUCCUGUUUGCUUUUGCUUCUGUGGCAUACUGCUCAAAUUGGUUGAAAUUUUUAUUUUAGAUUGAUACCGAUUAGACUUUUAUUGUUUGUUUGAUAUUAUGUACUAUGAAAAGAAAUAUGUGCAUUAUUGAUUUAUGAGGGUCCGUUGAUGAGUUCAGAAUAAUCGCAAAUUCGUGUGCUUUCUAGAAUGACUGUUAUUUACACACCGUCAACUUUUUUGUCCAUCAAGAUUUGUCGAUACAAGAGUAAAAAUAUAAGAAGACUUCUCUUUCGUUUCUCUUUGUUAAAAAGUAAUUGAACAGAGAGCAUGUAGCAAUUUGAAGCUCCUCGGCUCUCAUUAAUUGAGAGCUCUUGGUGUCUAACCAUAAGACAAAUUUUUCUGGAAGAUUUCUGUGGAAUAAAAAAAUUGAAAAGACCUAAAUCUUUUGAGUUAGCAGUGAUCAAUGUAAUCUCUUGAUCCUGAAAAUUUUGUGUUUGAUGGUGAUUAAUAUAUUUUGGUCUUUCUAGCAACCAAACUUAUUAUCUGUCCUGAGAACUCUCUACUUGAGUUGAUAAAAAAUUUACGGAGGUGUGAAAUAAUCAUGAGUUUGCUGCUUUUGUGUGCUUCAAGACUGGAUGUGAAUUUUUAUCAAUUAUAAUACAUUUAGCUACUUGGGCUGUGUAUUCGGCAUAAUUUUUUUUAGUAACUCAAAUAUUUUACUCUGAAUUUUUUUAUCUCUAUCAAAGUAGAAUGGCCCUAUAUUUUUAUUCUACUUAAUUUUCCUCAACUGACUUUUGUAUUUUGUAACUGUUUACGUUUGUACAAUAUUUUUGUUAGGAUUUAAAUAAAUAAAAUUAAAACCAAAGACCAGCAUCGA
Messenger RNA from Bemisia tabaci, 8296 nucleotides. RefSeq lists its product as uncharacterized. Gene Ontology annotation, biological process: protein dephosphorylation. The record is from RefSeq and is a predicted model, not a curated record. Lineage: Eukaryota; Metazoa; Arthropoda; Insecta; Hemiptera; Aleyrodidae. Gene Ontology annotation, molecular function: cation binding; protein serine/threonine phosphatase activity.